GGAUGCAUGGGUGCAUGUGAGAGCUCAACUCCUGAGUCUUGACUGCUUGUAUUCCAGCUGGAGUUCAGGGAUCCAACCAUCCCCCUGGAAGAAGAAAAGACUGGGGGUCAAUGAAGGAAGGGUGAAAUAGUAGCCCAUCACCUCACGUGGAGAUCAGAAAGAGAGAGGGGGGGGCUGAGAAGACCUAAUGUAACUUUUGGGAGCAGGCUGCAGGAUGAUGUCCAGGGGCAUGCCUUUGUGGAAUGGAGUUUAAUUGGAGUGUAACUCCUCUUAUUGCAUCGCAGCUGCUGGUGCACAUCUUGGACAUUAAUGCUCCCUGGUGCACGGCAUAUGUCUGAUCGGAUCACCAGCGUUCACCAACACACGCACACGUGCACACACCGGGGCAGAUCGUCUUCCACUGUGAUGGGAAGAGAUGGUGCUUGUGAAAGGUGCCUUGGCUGAAUGGUGCAGAUGAAUUAAAAGCGCCCCCCACCCGGGUCUCCCUGCUUCAUUCAAACGAAGAGCACAAAAUAUUGACCUGGACCUAAAACUAUAAAUAUACAGAUAGAAACACCUAAACAAUAAACUCAGUAGGAUCAAAUAGAUAAAGGAGCACAGACAGGAAGAAGAUGCCAUUCCACCAUGUGACAGCUGGUUUGUUGUAUAAAGGGAAUAACUACUUAAACCGAUCACUUUCCACUGGCAGUGAUAGUGAACAGCUUGCCAACAUUUCAGUGGAAGAACUUGAUGAAAUCCGUGAAGCUUUUCGAGUUUUGGACCGAGAUGGUAAUGGAUUUAUUUCAAAACAAGAGCUGGGCAUGGCUAUGCGUUCAUUGGGUUACAUGCCCAGUGAAGUUGAGUUGGCUAUCAUCAUGCAACGCCUCGAUAUGGACGGGGAUGGUCAGGUUGACUUUGAUGAAUUUAUGACAAUUCUUGGACCUAAACUUGUGUCCACGGAAGGUCGAGAUGGAUUUCUUGGAAAUACAAUAGACAGUAUAUUUUGGCAGUUUGAUAUGCAGAGGAUAACAUUGGAAGAACUAAAGCACAUACUGUAUCACGCAUUUCGUGAUCACUUAACAAUGAAGGACAUUGAAAAUAUUAUCAUUAAUGAAGAGGAGAGCUUAAACGAAAACUCUGGAAACUGCCAGACAGAGUUUGAAGGACUUCAUUCGCAGAAGCAGAACAGGCAAACGUGUGUACGGAAGAGCCUUAUAUGUGCAUUUGCAAUGGCCUUUAUUAUAAGUGUCAUGUUGAUUGCAGCCAAUCAGAUUUUACGAAGUGGCAUGGAGUAGGACUUUCACCACAGCACUGUGAACAAUAAUAACCAUGCAUGCGCAUGCCUAGAAGAACAUUUUUUUCUCAAUGAUUAUUUAAUGGGAACUAUCUGCAAGAAGACGCGUUCUGCAAGCAAUACAAGGCCAGCAGUGUGACGUGACUUGCGGAACAAUUAAACCUUCUUAGCAGGGACACAAAAGGGCUGUCUUAAUGCUUUAAUGGUUUUGUUUCCUAAUGCAAUAAACACACAGAUGUUUUGAAUUAUAGCUUCAACAUUUAGUGACUACAUUUCAUAUAUACCCAUGAACAUUACCAGGUAAGAUGUUGUAUGAUCUGCAAGUUCACCCAUAUUCAUAAAAAGCUAUAAACCCAAGCUGCACAAACGUAUCCCUUUAAAAGUGCAUUGCAUAUAAUUUGCACUAUACUACUUAAAAAAAUAACCAAUGGCAACCAAGGAAAUGUGUGUAACCCAGUCAUAGAUGUAUUCUUGUAAAGUGAUAAAUGUAUUCCCACGUGUUACCAUUUAAGAUCCAGAUAUCAUUCUGUCCUCAUCCGCUGACCAUGCUCAUAUAAAAGUUCAUGCCAAUGACACAGAAUUUUUUUUUGUGUCAACUAAAUGUGGCCAUAAUGUACUACAAAAAUGUAUUAGGAAACUAGGGUUUAGGUAAAAUAGUAGUUACAUGUGCGUUUAGAAUUUAGAAUAAAAAAAAUAAAUGAAAUUCAGCACACGUUUGAAAUGUUCUAAUUACAAUAAGAAGAAUAAUAAGCCAUUUUCAUUUUAUGUAUUUAGAAAACAUUAUUUCAUACUUUAUAUGAUGACUUGAGCAAUAAUUACAUUAAUACACAUAAUGAUUAGAAGGUGAAUGGACAUGGACAUAUUAUUGGCGUUUCCAUUUAUUGUGUUCACUACUGUGUGUGCAAAUUGUGUUUAACUACUAUAUUGGUAGUCUGUAGAUACCUUAAGAAUGUAUUGCUUAUAAAAAAAAGUUCUUGGGAAUUCUGCCUUUUCAGUUAUUUUCAAGAGCCAAAGCCAUAAUUUGUUUCCUCUUACAUAUGCAUUAUUAUGUAAUGCUGUAUAUAAACCCUCAUACUGCCAUAGUCUCACUUUAAAUCCUUGUAACUUUAAUGAUACUGUCAUUUAAUUGAGACAUGGUACACCAUAAGAAUGGAUUGUAAACGUAUAUAGAUUCUGAAGUUCAUAAAGGGGCUUUUAACAUACUUUGUGUUUUU
This is a messenger RNA of Pelobates fuscus (common spadefoot toad), 2487 nucleotides long. It is a transcript of the gene CALN1, whose product is annotated as calneuron 1. The transcript is spliced from 6 exons. Bases 612 to 1274 code for a protein of 220 amino acids. NCBI's taxonomy places the organism in Eukaryota, Metazoa, Chordata, Amphibia, Anura, Pelobatidae. Gene Ontology annotation, molecular function: calcium ion binding. The record is from RefSeq and is a predicted model, not a curated record. Gene Ontology annotation, cellular component: trans-Golgi network membrane.